Molecule: messenger RNA, 2016 nt
Organism: Procambarus clarkii (red swamp crayfish)
Lineage: Eukaryota; Metazoa; Arthropoda; Malacostraca; Decapoda; Cambaridae
Product: guanine deaminase
Biological process (GO): guanine metabolic process
Cellular component (GO): cytosol
Molecular function (GO): zinc ion binding; guanine deaminase activity
Source: RefSeq, a predicted model, not a curated record
ACGAACGGUUCAACAUGAAGGUACUCAGGGGAACUUUCGUCCAUUCUACGCCCGAAUCUCCAAUGGUCGUCCUCACAGACAGGGUCAUGGGAGUCCUAGGCACUAAGAUUGUGUUCCUGGAGGAAGGAAAACAUCUGGAACAGCUGAAGGCCAAACAUGGCUUCGGGGACUCUUGUAUCUCCUUCAUGACCCCGAGUCAGUUUGUGAUGCCUGGGCUGGUGGAUACUCACACCCAUGCUCCUCAGUUCCCAAAUAAUGGACUCAAAUUGGAUCGCGAGCUGUUUGGAUGGGUCCACAAGUACACCCUUCCUUUGGAAGUCACGUUCUCCUGCGAGAAGGUAGCCAGAGACGUCUUCAAGAAAGUCGUGAAUCGCCUGUUAUGUAAUGGUACCACCACGGCGGUGUACCACGCCGGUCUCUACUUGACGGCCGCCAAGAUCCUGGUAGACGAGGUGCACGCCAAGGGUCAGCGGGCUCUUGUGGGCAAGGACAACAUGAUACUCAACUUACCCGAGUAUUACUGUGAGGCCGGAGUCGAGGCGUCUCUCAGGGAGACUGAGGACUUCAUCCAGUACGUCAUGGAGCUGAAGUCGCCUAUCGUGGAAGCCAUCCUCACUCCCAGGUUUGGUCCUGGCUGCCCAAGGGAGCAGCUGGAAGGUCUAGGCAAGCUGGCGGGCAAGUACAACCUUCAUGUCCAGUCCCACUUGGCCGAGAUCAAUAAUAGACCCCCCAAUGUGGAACAUGGAUUUCAUAGCACAAUGGACAUCCUCAAUGACUUCAAAAAAGUUGGACUUUUGGGGAAUCAGACUUUGAUGGCUCACUGCGUCUGGCUGAAGGAGGAGGAGCUGGAGCAGCUAGCGAGGGCCCAAGCCGGCGUUGCUCACUGUCCGAACUCCAAUCUCUCCCUGCGCUCCGGCCUUUGUGACGUCAGGCGGUUUCUGGACCGAGGAAUCAAAGUUGGACUUGGGACAGACUGUUCGGCCGGCUACUGUCCGUCAAUACUGGAUGCCAUUCGGCAAGCGCUUCAAGUAUCCAAAACCCUGGCCAUACUCAAGCCUGGCUACCAGUUUCUUUCAAUACAAGAGGCUUUCCGUCUCGCCACCCUCGGAGGCGCUGAGCUGAUAAAUAUGGAAAACCGAAUCGGAAAUUUUGAAGUUGGUAAAGACUUCGAUGCCUUGUUGGUUGAUGUCGACGCCCCGCGGACACCUCUGGAUACCUUCAGUAAUGAUACUGCAGAGGACAAGGUACAGAGGUUUCUCUACAAUGGUGAUGACCGAAACAUUGUGCAGGUGUUUGUGGCUGGUUCCUGUGUUGUUGACCACACCGCAGCCAGAACCCUCUGAUCAGGCCGCAAAGGACCCGCUGAUCAGGCCGCAAAGGACCCACUGACAAGGCCACAGCAGGACCCACUGACCAGACCACAGCACGACCCACUAACCAGACCACAGCCAUAUAUUAAAUUAAUAAUUUUGACAAUAUUUGAUGUGAGAGGUCAGCCUAGUGGAUGGAAAGGCUGUCAUGAACGGUAUUGAUUAUUACAUGUAUAAUACCCACCGUGUUGAUGUUCACAAAGCACUAUAAUGUGGAUAUGUUGGGAGAUGUUUGAUUAUUAUUGUGAUUGCUAUUGCAGGGGUUAUUGUCUCCAUGUGGGUGUCAGGUGCAUCAUGUGCACUCUCAGGGUAAUUGAUAUGUUAUCAGAAGUGCAUUGUGUGUUUCCUUAUACUCCUGAGCGAUUAAAACUAAAAUCACAGACAAAGUUGUGAAAGAUAUAUUCAUGGGCCCUGCCAUUGUUGGCUAUACUGUGGAGACACUACACGUGUGUGCGUGGGUGUACAGAUGUCUGUGUACAGACAACAGCUGUGCAGCUGCUCCUGUAGGGAGAACAGCUCCCUGUUCUCUAGGGACCAUGUUUAUUACGCAUGUACUCUUGUGAAUGAGUAUACAGCUGUUCUCCAGGGAUUGCAAUGUGUGUCAAUUGCAUAUGUGUUGCUAAUUACACAAACAAACGUUUGUAUA